Theobroma cacao (cacao) is the source of this 3047-nucleotide messenger RNA. NCBI's taxonomy places the organism in Eukaryota, Viridiplantae, Streptophyta, Magnoliopsida, Malvales, Malvaceae. The record is from RefSeq and is a predicted model, not a curated record.
AUUGCAUAGCAAGGACGAAAAAAGUAUGCAAACCGUUAAAACCCGACGGCCUUUCCCUCUCAUUUCAGUUAACAAAGUCUCCACUUCUUACCUUCUCUUCCCUCUACUCAUCGUCAGUUUCCUUCUCGUCCUCUUCCAUGGAGCUCAAGCUGCCAACAUUGAAAGCGUUACAGAAAUCAGAAUUGGUGCAAUCAUUGACGCUAAUACCCGGAUUGGAAAAGAAGAGAAAACAGCCUUGGAAAUUGCUGUUGCAAACUUCAACACCAGUAAAUCAAGAAACCACAAGUUAUCUCUUUACUUCUACGACCUUGGAAGAGAAACCUUUAAAGCAGCUUUGGCUGCUGAAGAACUGAUUAAGGAAAAAAAGGUUAAAGUAAUUGUUGGCAUGGACUCAUGGGAGAAGGCAGCUUUGGUUGCCGAUGUUGGAACUCGCGCUCAAGUUCCCGUUCUUUCGUUUGUAGCGCCUGCGAUAACACCACCAUUAGCAGCAACUCGUUGGCCUUUCUUGAUAAGAAUUGCUAGCAAUGGUCUUGAACAAAUGAGAUGCAUUUCAGCUCUUGUUCGGGCCUACAACUGGCGAAGAGUCGUAGCCAUCUAUGAAGAUGAUACGUAUGGUGGUGAUUCAGGAAACUUAGCCCUUCUAUCAGAAAAGCUACGGAAAGUUGGUUCCCAGAUUGAGCAUAGCUUGGUUCUACCACCAUUUUCAUCAUUAUCUGAUCCAAAAAGGUUCAUUCAAGAAAAGUUAAGGAAGCUAAGAACAGAAAUACAAUCUCGGGUUUUCAUUCUUCUCAAGUUGUCAUCACCUAUGACGAUUCAUUUGUUCAGACAAGCUAAGGAAAUGGAACUUGUAGGGAGGAACACAGCUUGGAUACUUUCAGAUACCAUUACCAGCUACCUGGACUCAUUCAACCAUUCUGUUAUUUUCUCUAUGGAAGGGUCAUUAGGAAUUAAAGCCAACUAUUCUGAAGAAAGUUCGUCUUAUUUAAAAUUUUAUGCUCAAUUUAGGGAAGUUUUCCUAUCUAAAUAUCCGGAGGAAAAUGAGUUUAAGCCCGGAAUUCAUGCUCUUAGAGCUUAUGAUAGCAUUAAAGCCAUUGAAUUAGCCAUAAAAAGAACGAGUAGCAACCACAGCAGUCAAAAAUUGUUGUUACGGAAUAUCUUAUCUAGCAAUUUCAAUGGUUUAAGUGGUAAAAUACGCUUUAAAGCAGGGAACCUGAACCAAACUCAAAGCUUAAGGAUUGUAAAUGUGGUUGGAAAGAAAUACAAGGAGAUUGACUAUUGGUUGCCGAAAUCUGGAUUCUCAAAGACUCCCAGUGGAGGAGAAAAUAGUGGCGCCAAUGAUGGUGAAACUGUAAAAGCUUUGGCUGGGAUAGUGAUUUGGCCAGGGGACUCACUUGAAGAUCCAAAAGGAUGGGCAAUGCCUACAGCUGACAAACCGAUGAAAAUCGGAGUUCCCAGAAGAACCUCAUUUGAAGAGUUUGUGGAGUUUCAGGGUGAGACACCUACCGGUUUCUGUAUUGAUCUUUUCGAAAUGGUGCUGAGGAGUCUGGAUUAUAAUCUAUCAUAUGAAUUUUUCCCCCACCGUGACUCCUAUGACGAUCUCAUUUUUGCUGUCUCAAACAAGACUUACGAUGCUGCUGUUGGUGAUAUAACAAUACUAGCUGAAAGGAUGGAGUACGUGGAGUUUACUCAGCCUUUUGUUGAAUCAGGGUUGUCAAUGAUAGCUCCAACUAAGUCCGAUUCAGAAUGGAUGUUCAUGAAGCCUUUCACGUUGGAAAUGUGGGUGGCGACCGGUGCCUUGUUCAUCUACACAAUGUUCAUAGUUUGGUUCUUGGAGCAUAGCUCAAACCCAGAAUUUAGAGGGGGACUGAAGAAUGAGAUCGGCACUGCACUUUGGUUCACUUUUUCUUCUCUCUUCUUUGCUCACAGGGAAAGAAUAUAUAGCAACUUCACUAAGGUGGUGGUCUUAGUGUGGCUAUUUCUUGUAUUUAUAUUGACCUCAAGCUACACUGCUAGUCUGUCUUCACUGCUCACUGUCAAAGAGCUGGAAUCAAAUCUAGAUAUCCAAUCAGUGAGAGAGAGAGGCUUAAAUGUUGGUUGCGAUAAUGAUUCCUUUGUCAAUACUUACCUGAAGACUGUGCUUAGUUUCAAAGAAGAACAAAUACAUAUCUUUAACAGUAGCGAAUCCAGUUAUGUCGACGAAUUCAGAAAGAACCGGAUAGAUGCAGCCUUUCUUGAAGCACCAUAUGAAAAGGUUUUCCUAAAUAAGUACUGCAAGGGAUACGCAUCGAUUUCACCAACCUAUAGAUUUGGAGGUUUUGGCUUUGCGUUCCAAAAAGGCUCUCCCAUAGCUGCUGAUUUUUCUAGAGCCAUUCUGAAGCUAUCAGAGAAAGGAAAUUUAACAUCAUUGGAAAAAUACUGGUUUCCUCCCUCUGCUGAGUGUAAUGCAGCAAACACUAAAAUUGAAAGUUUGAGCCUCCACAGCUUUUGGGGUAUCUAUGCUAUAUCUGCCGCCACUUCAACUCUUUGCUUUCUACUGUUCUUACUUAAGCUGCUAAAGAAUUUCCGGCAUCAACAAGAAGCAUUCAGAGGUAAUGUUUCUCCAGGAAGAAAUGGUACUUCGAACAUGACGGUUGGACUUGCAAAGUACUUCUACAAAGGCGAAGUUAAUCUUCCAAGAAGUUUCAGAAGCGCUUCAACUUCUAGUCGAGCACAGGCUUUAGAUCAACGGCGCUCAUUGAAGUGGAAUAUGUGACCCAUUCUGACACCCAGGAGGAUCUUCCAGCCUCCUCACUAGCUGAUAAGAUUGAAAUGCCAUGAAGCUGUCACUGAAAAAGAUUAGGAAGAGGGAGAAACUUAUGCUGAUCAAGAUCGACUGCUUUUAUUUUCAUCAUAGCUGCUGCAUAACAUCUAGCUAUUGUUUUAUUUAAUUGACAAAUAUUGGGCACUCGUAAAUUGUAAUGUUACAUAUACAGUAGGGCUAUCUUGUAAAUAAUUUCAAGAUCAAUGACUUAUCCAAAACCAUUCAUAAAUCAUGAAUGGCCUGAGCA